GCGCCAGCCGCUCAGAGCGCCUGCCAGCCAUGACCAGAGCGCCUGCCUUAGCCCUGCUGCUGCUGGGGCAGCUCCUGACGGCCACCUCCGCGCAGAAAGUGGGACCUCGAGGACCCCCUGGUCCCCAAGGGCCUCCUGGAAAACCCGGCAAGGAUGGCAUUGAUGGAGAAGCUGGCCCUCCAGGUCUGCCUGGCCUUCCAGGACCCAAAGGGACCUCAGGGAAGCCGGGGAAGCCGGGAGAGGCAGGACUGCCAGGACUGCCUGGUGUAGAUGGUCUGACAGGGAGGGAUGGGCCCGCAGGACCCAAAGGUGCCCCUGGAGAACGGGGAAGUCUAGGACCCCCAGGGCCACCAGGACUUGGGGGCAAGGGCCUCCCUGGACCUCCUGGAGAGGCAGGAGUGAGUGGCCUCCCAGGUGGGAUUGGUCUACGUGGCCCCCCGGGACCCUCUGGACUUCCAGGACUGCCUGGCCCCCCUGGACCUCCUGGACCUCCUGGAAACCCUGGAGUCCUCCCUGAAGGUGCUACUGAUCUGCAGUGUCCCACCAUCUGCCCUCCAGGCCCUCCGGGACCCCCAGGAAUGCCGGGGUUCAAGGGGCCUACUGGCUACAAAGGGGAACAAGGAGAAGUUGGCAAAGAUGGUGAGAAGGGUAAUCCUGGCCCCCCUGGGCCUCCUGGAAUCCCAGGCACCGUGGGGCUACAGGGCCCACGAGGAUUACGAGGACUUCCAGGGCCACUCGGGCCUCCUGGGGACCGGGGUCCCAUUGGGUUUCGGGGCCCCCCAGGGAUCCCAGGAGCACCUGGGAAAGUGGGUGACAGGGGUGAAAGGGGACCAGAAGGAUUCCGUGGCCCUAAGGGUGACGUGGGUAGGCCCGGUCCCAAAGGAAUCCCUGGAGUGGCUGGGCCAGGCGGAGAACCAGGCAUGCCAGGCAAGGAUGGCAAGGAUGGUGUGCCGGGACUUGAUGGUGAGAAGGGAGAGGCUGGUCGCAAUGGUGCCCCAGGAGAGAAAGGUCCCAAUGGGCUGCCGGGGCUCCCUGGACGAGCAGGGUCCAAAGGCGAGAAGGGAGAACCGGGUAGAACCGGAGAGCUGGGCGAGGCUGGUCCCUCUGGAGAGCCAGGUAUCCCUGGAGAUGUUGGUGUUCCGGGGGAACGUGGUGAGGCUGGUCACAGGGGUUCAGUGGGAGCCCUUGGCCCACAAGGUCCUCCUGGGGCUCCUGGCAUCCGAGGCUUUCAGGGACAAAAAGGCAGCAUAGGAGACCCUGGCCUUCCAGGCCCCCAAGGCCUACGGGGAGAUGUGGGUGAUCGGGAGCCAUUGGUGACAUUAGUGUGUCAUCCCCAGGGCAUUGCAGGUUCCGAUGGUCUUCCAGGGGACAAAGGCGAGCUGGGUCCUAAUGGCCCCGUUGGACAAAAAGGAGAGUCUGGCAGCCGAGGGGAACUGGGCCCCAAAGGCAUCCAGGGCCCCAAUGGCACCAGUGGAGUCCAGGGUGUACCUGGUCCCCCAGGUCCACUGGGCCUCCAAGGUGUGCAGGGUGUCCCAGGCAUCACUGGGAAGCCUGGAGUUCCGGGCAAGGAAGCCAGUGAACAGCGGAUCAGGGAGCUAUGCGGCGGGAUGAUCAGUGAGCAAAUUGCACAGUUGGCUGCACACCUGAGGAAGCCCUUAGCACCAGGCUCCAUCGGCAGGCCUGGUCCAGCUGGCCCCCCAGGCCCUCCAGGUCCUCCAGGCUCCAUUGGCCACCCUGGUGCUCGGGGUCCCCCUGGCUACCGUGGUCCCACUGGGGAACUAGGAGAUCCUGGACCAAGAGGGGGCCAGGGUGACAGAGGGGACAAGGGAGCAACGGGUGCAGGGCUGGACGGGCCUGCUGGGGACCAGGGCUACCAAGGGCCUCAAGGUGUACCUGGCAUCAGCAAAGAUGGUCGAGAUGGUGCUCAUGGUGAGCCUGGCCUUCCCGGUGAUCCUGGCCUUCCUGGAGCUGCUGGUGCUCAGGGUACUCCUGGGAUCUGCGACACUUCAGCCUGCCAAGGAGCUGUGUUAGGGGGAGGUGGGGAAAAGUCGGGUCCUCGGAGCGCAUAAACAAGGACUUUAGUAGGAAAUGGCUCCGUAUUUCCUACUGAAAUAAGAAAGCAGGCAGCAGGGAUGAGCAGUGUGGCUAUGGACAGGAAUGGACGGUGGCUGGCUACAGUCAGCUGGUCCUUCCUGGCCGGCUGCGUGGCCCCAAGAGCAUCUAUUGGCGGCACUGUCACCGUCCCAUCUCCAGGAUUUACGGCAGCCCAUUCAUCUGUGACAGCAAUACCUCAGACGCAGGCCUUAGGGAUGGAGACUUUAAACCCAGCAUCUGGGAGGGAUGACGUUAUCUAAGAGUUUUGUACAAUUCCAUGAGAUAAAAACACUCAAGAGACUUGUUUACAUGACAUUUAUAUAAAGCCUAUGAUAGACACCAAUAAAGCGGUCUUCUAACCCUUCAGAUUAGUACUGGUUACAGUGUGAUGAAGGCAAGGAACUUAAUGUCUACUUCGCCCGCUUUCUAUUGCAAACUUAGUAUCUCUGACGCCCAGUAUUUAUUCAAGGAACUACACUGCACCAUCUGUCACAAUAAAUAAAGCUACUCACUGGAAACCUUUGUUCCAAACAUACAGUUUAUUACACAUAAAGCACUGCCUCACAAUAUGGAAAUGUGGGCAUUAAAGCAAUGUACUGCGAAAAUGUUUAUGGGCAAAAGGAGCUUUAAAAGAAGUCUCUGGAAAAUUCUUAGCAAAGUUUUAAAAUGGCACUGCAUUUUCCAAUAGAGUACCAUGAGACUGGAAAUAGGGGGGUCAGAACAAAUGAAAUAAAGUUUCCAAACCUCUUCUAGU
Molecule: messenger RNA, 2848 nt
Organism: Mus pahari (shrew mouse)
Lineage: Eukaryota; Metazoa; Chordata; Mammalia; Rodentia; Muridae
Gene: Col9a3
Product: collagen type IX alpha 3 chain
Exons: 31
Coding region: 30-2069 (679 amino acids)
Source: RefSeq, a predicted model, not a curated record